UAUGUUUAUACGUUAAUUUAAUAGCGAGUAUUAAAAAAAACAACAUUAUCGUAAGCAGCGCGAUAAAAAUACUAUCGAUGUUAUCGAUUAAACAAUAAUUCAAUUUGUCGAACAUUUAACGAAGAGGGUGAAGCCUAACUAAAUAGUCGAUGAGUGAAUCAUGUGUGGAAACGCCUGAAGCACCAGCUUGGUUAUCCAAGCUUGAGAGCCAGAGAGAAAAACUCAGUAAAGCUAGAUUAGGACACGACAGUGGUGCUGGAGCUCCAUGCAAUUCUUGUGGAUCGUCUUGUCCAGGAUUAGAUCUUCAUUUCUGGAGAAAAGUGUGCAGAGCAUGUCACUGUAGUAAGGAUGUACACGAUGUUCAAGAUGAUGAUUUAUCUGGUUGGGCCCAGUUUGAACUUCUUGGUACAGCUAAACCUAAGAAGGCUUCCUUGCCUCUAAUAAAAAUUCGUGGAGUCACAGACAAGCCCGUUAAACUUGACUGGGUUCCUCCUAACGCUUCAACUGAAUUGGUGUCAGAAUACAUGUCGUGUCUUGGACCACUCGCCCCUGUAUCCGGCAGUGAUGCGGCUCGUAAGCGUCGAGCACAACUCCGGACCCAACUGCCACCGCACGAUGUGGCAACAGCUGCUAGACAUCAUGCAAGUGAUCAGGAGAAAUCGGAACAUACCGAAUAUAUCACUCGCAUCAAGGAUCAUGUGGUGGGCAUGGGCAACGUCGUCAGGGUCGGCCCUUUACAAAGCGCCGAAAUAUGUUCAGUUGAAAAUAGCAAAGUACAUACUGCCCCGAAAUCUUAUGCCCUACCAUUAAAAAUAUCCAACAUAUCUAGGGGUGUCAAGUAUAACAUUGUUCCCAAAAAUGCAUCUGAUAAAAAACUUGUAUUGGAUUCCCAAGGUAAUGUUGUGAGUGCUGCCAAUUUGCCAGAUUAUAAGUCGAGUCCCAUACUAAGUCGUAUUGUCAAAGAUAAACUCCAUAUUAUGCGAAUUGAAUCCGAUAGAAUUAAGAGCGCUGUUGAACAUGGGCCUGUAUACGAUAAGCUUUUGAAGAACUUAACCGAUCUUAACUUGCCAGUGACACAUGAUGUCUACUUGCAACCAAUCAAGUUAUUCCGAGACGAAUAUAAUAGAAACCCUCAAUUCAAGGAGGAAGUCAAUGAGUUUGCCCAAAAAUCACUGGGGGCUCAAAUGAUACCAGACUUAUCGGUGAUAAACAACAAUAUAAUGGGAACAGCAAAACUACUUGAUAGUAGAUUGCAAAAGGGAACUAUUUUUGCUCCAAAUGGAGAAAUUUGGAGUUGGAAACAGGAACCAACAACACCUGAACAUAGUGGUACUCUUUGUUCUACAAAAAUAAGUCCUCAGUACUCUACAACAAUGAAACCUUUGAACCAAGUAGAGCCACAGCAAACAGCUCCUUUGAGGGAAUAUGUCAGGAGCCACUCGGAAGAAGAUGCUCCACCACCACCACUGCCUAAUUACAAUACACACCCUGGAAACAUGCCUAAUACUUUCACAGACAUGCACUCAGAUGUGCCCAUACAAGUUGGGAAUUAUAUGGAGCAGCUUGAUCCUAUCAUGACUCAAUUCGCUGAUAUGUCACUUAAUCCCGCCGAAGUUGAGUUUAAUAGAAAGCUUUAUAACGAAGGAGUGCCUUGCCAGCGUUGUGAAAAGCCUAUGUUCGCGGGUGAGGUAGCAGUUAAAGCAGAACGGGCAGGCCAAGAAGCCAUCUGGCAUCCACAAUGCUUUACUUGCUGCAAAUGUGGUGAACUCUUGGCAGAUCUAGUGUACUUUUACUACAAAGGAGAGAUAUAUUGUGCUAGAGACUUGGCGAACGUCCUUGAGAUACCACGUUGCGCCGGUUGCGAUGAAUUGAUAUUUACUAGACCUUACACGGCUGCCGAAGGACGAGCUUUUCAUGUGCAGCACUUCUGUUGCUAUCACUGCGAUGCCCCUUUGGGUGGAAAGAAAUAUGUACCAGAUGAUAAAACAGGAUUGCCAAUUUGUCUGACCUGUUAUGAUCAAUUUUAUGCCGAAAGAUGCCGGGCCUGUGGUGGAGUAAUUGGUCCAGAACAACAAGGUGUCUCAUGGGGUAACAUGCAUUGGCACGCCAAUUGCUUCAUAUGUUCAGGAAGAAUGUGUGGGAAAAGUUUGUUGAGUGGCCGUUUUGUGGUGAAACAAGAGAUGCCUUUCUGUAGUGUACCAUGUGUACAAAGUAAAAUUAAGUGAGGUAUAGACGGUUUUUUAUAAUCAGUUUUAAUAUGAGGUAUUUACAUAUGAAAUUGGCGUUUUGUAUGGGAGAAACAAAACAUAGAGUAUGUUUAAAUAUAAUAUAUAUUUAAUUUAUCAGUAAGUACUUAAGCAACAUCAACAGCUAUAUAUACGCUUUUGCUGUUUAAGGUGGUGUUUUACUGCCAUCAGAGUUAAAUUUUGUACUUUGCAAGAAGUUAUCCCAAUUUCUAAAAAAAGGUAACCUGUUGGAGCAUUAGGUCUGGGGAGUAAAGAUGUCUUAGACAUUCCAAUUGGAGCUUCUCUAAUUUGGUAGCAGUGUGUUGUGCGGUAUAUGGUUGUCGAUUUACUUCAGUAGAUUACUACAGUUUUAUCACUAACACCACAACCUGCAGUUACCUCUGACGUAGUUUACGAUGGAUCCGCUUCCACAAUAGCCUUCAAUUCUUCACCUUUGGUCUCGGUCGCGGUUUGGACACCGCCGUCAUACACAUAAUUCAUCCUUAGAGCUCUUGCCCUGCAGCACUGGUUCCUUUGUGGAACUAAUUAACGUGAAUUUCAUAUUGUACCUUUUUAUUAAUAGAAUGACGCUAACAAAAACAAUUAAAAUGGGAAAAUGAAAUGAAUCAUGGUUUUCGAAACACAAAUAAACGAGUAAAUAGCUGUAAAAAAUUGAUGUCGAAGAAGAGAUAUUUGAGGUCAUUGAGUAGCUAGUAUGUCAAAACGUCGAUUUCAUAUAUAAGGAAUACAAUAUUUACACAAUAUAAAAUAUAUAACUCUAGCUAUACUUAAAUAUAUAAACAUCUAUUUGUUUGACGGAAUUCACAUAGUUUAUUAAAAAUCUGGAUUAUAUUAAUAAUAAAGUACCAAAUCAUCAAAUUUCAUAUGCUUAAAUGAGCUUUACAAUUUGAUAACCCAAACAAAUCCAUUCCAUUUCUGUAAUUUAAUAAGUAUUAUAAAAAUAUAAAGAUGGAUUUAUAGGUUUUGAUAAAUAUAUUAUAUAAAAGAUACCAUAAUAUGUAGAACCUCAAAGACAAUUGGUAAUUUGGGAACAAAAAUUUAGGAUAAGCCUUAUAUUUAUACAAUAUAUAGAAAAUAUUGUGUUGUGACAAUCAGAGAUGAAAAAAAAUUAUAUUUCAAAAACAAAUAAUAAUUUUAUUAUAAUACUAUUUAUUUAUGAAAAAAGUUUAUCUUUAAGCUUGAUAUAAGGAAAAACUAUAAAAUUUGGCCAUUAUUAUACUAAAUAUAUUAUUUAUAUGCACUUUAAUUUAUGAUGUAAUGUAAAGUAUUAAAAUAUGUGAUAACUAAUCAGACAUGAUAG
This is a messenger RNA of Pieris brassicae (large cabbage white), 3546 nucleotides long. RefSeq names its product testin (gene Tes). The transcript is spliced from 6 exons. Gene Ontology annotation, molecular function: zinc ion binding. The coding region runs from base 150 to 2225 and encodes 691 amino acids. NCBI's taxonomy places the organism in Eukaryota, Metazoa, Arthropoda, Insecta, Lepidoptera, Pieridae. The record is from RefSeq and is a predicted model, not a curated record.